This is a messenger RNA of Ruditapes philippinarum (Manila clam), 3142 nucleotides long. Its product is annotated as atrial natriuretic peptide receptor 1-like. Gene Ontology annotation, biological process: intracellular signal transduction; cGMP biosynthetic process; receptor guanylyl cyclase signaling pathway. The record is from RefSeq and is a predicted model, not a curated record. NCBI's taxonomy places the organism in Eukaryota, Metazoa, Mollusca, Bivalvia, Venerida, Veneridae. The transcript is spliced from 9 exons. Gene Ontology annotation, molecular function: peptide receptor activity; guanylate cyclase activity. The coding region runs from base 259 to 1158 and encodes 299 amino acids.
AGAAUUUAGCAUCUGAACAUUUUAUUCUAUUCACAGGAUGAAGAUUGCUUCAGUUUAUCACCAACAUGGAAACCUCCUCUUCCAAGUUUUAAUCCAGACUUGUUUGAUAACAAAGAUGACAUUUGCCCUUGUCCUGAGCAAUAUAAUCAGCUGAUUGAUGUAUGUUGGAAUAACGUACCAGCAGAGCGUCCAACAUUUGCACAUAUCCGAGCAACUAUUAAGAAGAUCAACCCAAGUAAACAGAGCGCUGUUGACUUAAUGAUGGCAAUGAUGGAGAAAUACUCAAAGCAUUUAGAAGCCAUUGUAGGAGAGCGGACAGCUGAUCUAGUGGCGGAGAAGGCCAAGACAGAUCGUCUUUUAUACAGUAUGUUACCAAGGGCAGUUGCCGAUGAUCUCAGAAUGGGAAAAACUAUAGAUGCCAAGUUCCAUGACAUCUGUACUAUAUAUUUCAGUGAUAUUGUUGGUUUCACCACAAUUUCUGGAAGAAGUGCCCCCAUCCAGGUUGUCGGUCUGCUGAACAAGCUCUAUGUUACCUUUGAUGACAUCAUUGACAAAUAUGAUGUGUAUAAAGUGGAAACAAUUGGAGAUGCCUACAUGGUUGUGUCAGGAAUUCCAAUAUUUACUGAACAUCAUGCAAGUGAAGUUGCUCAGAUGUCUAUUGACCUUGUCAGAGCUUGUGAAACCUUUGUUAUUCCCCAUAUGCCAGAAGAACCUCUAAAGAUUCGAGUUGGUUUACAUACAGGUCCAGCAUGUGCUGGUGUUGUAGGUAUUAAGAUGCCUAGGUACUGUCUGUUUGGAGAUACUGUUAAUACUGCCAGCAGAAUGGAGUCCAACAGUGAAGCUUAUAAAAUCCAUAUCAGUAAUCCAUGCUACAAUGAGUUAAUCAAGUAUGGAAAUAAAUUUAACAUGGAAAAAAGAGGAACAAUUGCUGUCAAGGGUAAAGGAGAUAUGUUGACAUGGUGGCUGCAUGGCUUAGAACCUUCCUAUAAGGAACCUCCACCUGGGACUGAGGGCAGUAAACAUGCAUCUGCGACUGAGGUCGGUAGACAUGCACCUGCGUCUGAGGGCGGCAUACGUGCAUCUGGGAGUGAUGCCAACAAACCAGGGAGUCAAGUGAUAGCUGUACGAGAGUCCCAAACUAAACAAGAUAAUGCCUAGAAAGAAAGGACAAUUGUGUACAGUAUUGUUUUUUACUGACAGUACCUGAUCAAUUACACUUAUUUAUAUGAAGUGUAAUAUUAUUGUAUUGUUUAAGAAAUAAGAUGUUGAACUUUUAGAAGUUUAUUUGCCUGAAAGAAUGAAUGAUAUAAAUGGAUGAAUUUCCAGUUUAAAUUUGCAUUGCCCAGUCACCUGGAGAUUUUAACAUUGAUGUAUUUUACCUUAUGUAGAGGAAAUUUUUAUAGCAUUUUCUAGAAAAUAUUGAUUAAAUUGGAAAUAUUAUCAAUGCCCAUUCUAGGAAACCUGAAUUUCAGCUUAUCUAUAGAAAUAAUGGUUCAAAAUUGCCCGACAUGGGAAAUGUUCAUUUGUAAUGCAUUUGAAUAAAUAGUAUAGAAAUAGAGUAAUUUUAAUUCAACUUGAGUACACUACAAUUCAAAAUAGAAUUACACAGAUUGUAAUUUACAGAAUUUAUAAUACAGAAUUACAUUUCGGACCUCCAAAGAACAAAAAAAAAAUCACUUUUUACUGCUUUCUUAACAAAGAAUCCAAUAAUAUAUUACAUUGUGUUAAAAACGCUCCAUUCUAAGUCCAGAUCAGGGCAGUAACUAAUAAAUUAUUUUCAACAGAAAUUGAUUCAUGCGAAUAUACAAGAAUUCAAGAAGAAAUAUACCAGGCAGCUAAAAUGAUGAGUUUAAUGUAUUUAAAAGUUUGUUCAAUGAAAUACGGAAAAAUGUUGUGAAGUUUGAUAAAGUAAUGUACAUUUCUAGUGAGAAAGAGUGAGUGUGUGUAUUAAAUUGUUUGAAAAUUGUUUUUGCAUAGUUUGAAGUUAAAUGUAAAGCAAAGUUGUAUCAUGAAUAUUUUAUGAAAAGUAAUGAAAUGAGUUAUGAAAAAUUAGAAUUGUGUGUUUACUUCUAAAAGUUUACAAUUGUGUUUGCUUGAUAUGUCAUAUAACAGGAAUUUGUAUGUUUAACCAGACAGGAAUUUGUAUGUUAAACCAGACAGGAAUUUGUAUGUUAAACCAGACAGGAAUUUAUAUGUUAAACCAGACAGGAAUUUGUAUGUUAAACCAGACAGGAAUUUGUAUGUUAAACCAGACAGGAAUGAUUAACCAGACAGGAAUUUGUAUGUUUAACCUGACAGAAAUUUGUAUGUUUAACCAGACAGGAAUUUGUAUGUUUAACCAGACAAGAAUUUGUAUGUUUAACCAGACAAGAAUUUGUAUGUUUAACCAGACAGGAAUUUGUAUGUUUAACCAGACAAGAAUUUGUAUGUUUAACCAGACAGGAAUUUGUAUGUUUAACCAGACAGGAAAAUGUAUGUCAUUUGUAUGUUAAACCAGACAAGAAUUUGUAUCUUUAACCAGACAGGAAUUUUAGAUGUUUAACCAGACAGGCAUUUGUAAGUUAUUUGUAAUAUGUGUUCAAGAUAAUAUUAAAUAAUUUUAUGCCAACCGGUGCAUGUGUAACUUGUUCACAUUAGUAAUAGCCUGAUGUCUUUACCAAACAGAUGCUUGUAUACUUUUAUUUGACGGCCGUCAUCUUAGAAAGUCAAAUAUAACAAGGAUAUAAAAGCAGCCCCAAUCAUAAAGUUUGAUGACCACCAACCUGCUUAAUUACAGUAGCACUUGCUCAGUCAUCGAAUUUAGCACUGGCCCGGUGGCCCAUGGCCAGUGAGAAUUAGUUUGGGCCAGUGAAAAUUUAAGAAAAUUAGUUAAAUAUAUAGUAGAAUAAAUUCAAAACUGGAAUUCGGGCUAGUAAAUUCAAAAUCUUAAAUUCAUUGACUGCUUGCUUUUUUAACACUAUGACAUCAUACAAAAUGUUCAGAUUUUAUUAUUUAACCAUUGUAAGUUUCAAGACAAAUUUUGAUGGAAAUGCACUAUUUUAUUGUAAAUGGACACAAUUUUAAUGUUGUUUUUAUUGUACAAGGAAAGAGAAUUUAUAGCUUUAACAUUGCAAUAUGCUAGCCAUAAAUGUUAUGUCUUGAA